AUGAAAGGCGAUGACGUUUUAACCGUUGUGGGGACAGGUGGUGGUAAGUCUUUGACUUAUCUCUUGCCUGCUGUUAUAUCCGAAAAGACAACGUUUGUUAUUGCUCCUACAAAGUCACUUAUAGAUGACAUAAUUGAUUCAUGUGGACGUUUGAAGAUUUCCUCGUGUAAAUUUACUGGGGACAUCCCGAAGGAAGUACAAGAGAGUCAGCUGCUUAACUUACCAAAAUUUAAAGUUGUUGUGGUUACUCCUGAAAUGCUGGAAGAGGGUGAACUUAUUAAUGCGUUAUAUCAGUUGAUUGAGAAAGAGAAGCUUGAAAGAAUUGUGUUUGAUGAGGCACAUACUAUUGUCAGUUGGGGAAAUACAUUUCGCCCUGUUUAUAAACAAGUGUGUGAGAAGCUGGCUAAUAUCAUAGUUCCCAAGUUAUUACUGAGUGCAACAGUAACUGGUAAGCUAGAGGCUGAACUGAAAACGAUUUUCAGUGCUUUAACUGUUCUGAGAACAUCAGUUUUUCGGGAAAACCUUUUCUUAGAAGUGAAAGAACGAACAAACAAGUUUUACGAUGAAGUGAAGGAUUUUAUUUUGGAACAUAAAAAUGAAAGUGGGAUUAUAUAUUGUGUUUUGCCAAAAGAUGUUGCAACAGUUCAUGCGGAACUUUUGAAAAGGGGAGUGGAAUCUGUUAAAUAUCAUGGGCAGUUAUCUGAAGAUGUUCGAGUGAGUAACCAUACCAAAUGGUUCAACGAUGAGUGUCAUGUUAUUGUUGCAAAUUCGUCAUUUGGAAUGGGGAUUGACAAAAAAGAUGUCCGAUACAUUAUCCAUGCACGCAUGCCAACAAGCUUAGAGGAGUAUUAUCAACAAUGCGGACGUGCUGGUCGAGAUAAAUUGCCCUCGAAGUGUAUUUUAUUCUAUAGUUAUGGUGACAAAAAUGCCCUUGUCAAGCUUUUUCAAAGAGAAGCAGACCCAAGGAAGACCCAGUGCAAUGUCGUCACAGAAGUCUUAUGA
Messenger RNA from Paramuricea clavata, 1002 nucleotides. NCBI's taxonomy places the organism in Eukaryota, Metazoa, Cnidaria, Anthozoa, Malacalcyonacea, Plexauridae. The record is from the annotation of a GenBank genome assembly.